AUGCCGAUUUUUCAUGUCUGCGCUAAGCCGUCAUUCAACCUUCUUUCUUCUCAUUGGAGUAAUAGUCAACUUUCAAUCAACCCUUUUUGUCUCUUUCUCUCUCUCUCAACUGUAAUCUACACUAGAUUCUCAACAUCUCCCAAACAGCUUUUCGCCAAUAAUGCCGAAUACUCACACACUCAUUCUCUCUAUCCAUUCCAAAUGCCUCUGUCCUACCCUUCCACCACCAAUGGCUUCUUCGCCACCACAACCACUCUCUUCUUCGCCACCUUUAUUCUCACAACAACAUCCCUCUCCUUCCCUAACUGUAAUAGCACUUUCUCCUGUGGUUCCAUCCGUAACAUCACCUACCCUUUCACUGGUGGCGAUCGCCCCGACUACUGUGGCCUCCCUGAUUUCAAACUCCGAUGUGUUGACGAUAAUCACACCGAAUUCACUCACCAAUCACUUAUCUACCGAGUUCUUGAAAUUGACCAGUCUUCAAGAACCAUGACCAUAGCUAGAAUCGACCUUUGGAAUAGUACCUGCCCUUCUCAAUUUAUAAACACUACACUGAACUCCACUUACUUCAACUACGACCAUAACGAAGAUGACGAACUCUCAUUAUUCUACGGGUGCAAUCUUUCUGCAUUGAAUUUCACGUCUCAGAAUAUGUUUACAUGUAGUGUCAUUGGUUUGAAUUUUACCUCGGCGUUUUACUUAUUGGGUCCAAUUCCAAGUGACCCUUUUCUGAAAGUCCUUACUUGCACGAGUAUCGUUACUGUUCCGGUGUUUAGAGAAGUGGGCAAAAGGCUAUAUAGCAAUGAGAUUACUCUUGGGGAGGCAUUGAUGCAGGGGUUUAGUGUGAAAUAUGAUGCAUCUUAUGAUGGACUCUGUUUUGGGUGUUUGAGUUUGGGUGGGAAUUGUGGAUUUAAUGUGGAGUUGGCCCAGCCGAUUUGUAUUUGUGAAGACAUGCCAUGUACAUUGCCUUUAGAACAUUCCUAUGAAGGUAAUGGAAACUUUUUCCCUCCUCGGAAUAAAAGUCAACUUGCAGUAGGCCUUAGCUUAGGAGGUGCUGCACUUGCCGGCAUUGGCAUUGCAUUCCUAAUCUUCUUCUGCAGACAAAAGAGAAAGCGGAUUGCAGCACAGGCUUCACCUGCCCAAACGGAAAGCAAAGACCUUCCAAUGUUAAGUUCAAGCAAUGGCCUGACUUCUUCAUCUUCUCCUUCUUCAACCACUUUCACCAGAAGCAUUCCCUCUUAUCCCUCUUCAGCUGAUUACGGGAAGGGAAACUCCCACUUUGGGGCUCAUGUCUUCAGUUUUGCUGAACUUGAAGAAGCCACGAAUAAUUUUGAUCAAUCUAAAGAACUUGGGGAUGGUGGCUUUGGAGUCGUGUACUAUGGCAAGCUCCAUGACGGGCGUGUGAUUGCAGUCAAGCGCUUGUAUGAGAACAAUUUCAAGCGUGUAGAGCAAUUCAUGAAUGAAGUAGAGAUUUUAACUCGGCUCCGGCACAAGCACCUAGUGACAUUGUAUGGGUGUACAUCUAAACGAAGCCGAGACUUACUCCUUGUUUAUGAGUACAUACCAAAUGGGACAGUGGCAGAUCAUCUACAUGGAAAUCGGGCCAAAUCUGGUUUACUCUCUUGGCCUGUCCGAAUGAAUAUAGCCAUUGAGACUGCUGAUGCUCUGGCUUAUCUCCACUCCUCAGUUAUAAUACACCGUGAUGUCAAGACCAACAACAUUCUAUUAGACAAUAAUUUCCAUGUUAAAGUUGCUGAUUUUGGGCUAUCAAGACUGUUCCCAAAUAAUGUCACACAUGUCUCUACUGCUCCACAGGGUACACCAGGCUACGUUGAUCCUGAGUACUACCAAUGUUACCAGCUCACUGAAAAGAGUGAUGUCUAUAGUUUUGGGGUGGUCUUGGUAGAGCUGAUCUCAUCAUUGCAAGCUGUGGAUACUGACAGGCACCGCCAUGAUAUUAAUUUGGCUAAUAUGGCAGUCAACAAGAUUCAAGGUCAUUCAAUACAUGAAUUAGUUGAUCCAAGUCUUGGAUUUUCGACAAACAGCUCCGUGAGGAGGAUGACUACAUUAGUCGCUGAGUUAGCUUUCCGAUGUCUGCAACAGGAGAGAGAUCUGAGACCUUCAAUGCAAGAAGUGCUGGAAACUUUGAAAGGCAUCCAGAAUGGAGAAUCUAAAGCACAAAAGGCUGAGGUACUGGAUAUUGUGGUGGAUGAUGUUGGCCUCCUAAAGGGCUCCCCUUCCUCUCCCGAUUCAGUUGCCACUGACAAAUGAGUUAACAGCUCCACACCACAUUCUAGUGGAUGAAAUAUCUUUUUCAGGUUGGUCUAUUUCAAUGCUAGAUGAAGAAGCAAUUACUAUUUUGACACUUGUGAUCAGUGUCACAGUUGAGCUAGUAUCCCGCAGUGGACACUUAAUUUCUUAUUUUUGCUUACAUGUAGUUAUCCUGUUAUAGUUGAUAUUGUCUGUGGGAGAUUAUCUACUGCUUUUCGUGUAAGGCAAUGUAAAUAGUGAAUAGGGCUGCCAACAUUGUAGUAUACAUAUGCAUCUCUUCUCUUUGUUCA
Messenger RNA from Lycium ferocissimum, 2561 nucleotides. RefSeq names its product LEAF RUST 10 DISEASE-RESISTANCE LOCUS RECEPTOR-LIKE PROTEIN KINASE-like 1.4. The record is from RefSeq and is a predicted model, not a curated record. NCBI's taxonomy places the organism in Eukaryota, Viridiplantae, Streptophyta, Magnoliopsida, Solanales, Solanaceae. Gene Ontology annotation, molecular function: polysaccharide binding; ATP binding; protein kinase activity. Gene Ontology annotation, biological process: protein phosphorylation. The transcript has 5 exons. The coding region runs from base 1 to 2271 and encodes 756 amino acids.